CUUGGCAGGAGCACCAUACUUAUAUGAGAGAGCUUAUCAAUGUGAUUUAUGUUGCAGUCUCUCAAUAUUGAUUUCUAAGUUCUUGUACUUUUAAAUAUAAAGAUGAAAAUGAAAAAGGAUAGCGAAAGGAAGAUGAAAGAGAAGCAGAAAUCGAGGCCUCAAGUAAAGACCACUCUCCAGUCUGAUGAGGAUUGUGUUUUAUCCAAGACUCCAAGUGGUGAGGGCAAGGCCUCCAGUAAACAUAUGACAACCAGCGUGCCUGGUAAUGCCGCCUUAUCAAAUGGAUUAAAAGGCCAUAAACGGAUCAGUGAGAGCAACCUUGGGACACUGGCAAAGAAACAGAAGCGUGAACUAAAGCGAAUGAGCGCUUCAUCUAAGGGUGAAAAGAACGGAAUAGGUCAAAGCAGCAACAGAGAAAACCUUUCUGCUCUGGAUACCCCCAGUAAGUGUGCUCCUGGUAAGCACAUACAUGUUCCUAAGCCACAAGAGAUGAUGAGAUCACCAACCACAGUCACAUCUCCGCAUAUAAAACAAGUAAGAAGAGACAAGCAUAGAAAGAAGCACCAGCACUCUACACCAAGGGUGUACAAGUGGACACUGCAGCUCAAUGAACUGGAUAAUAUGUCUGGCACAGAGAAGAUGGAGUUCCUGGAGGAUACACUGCAGGAGAUCAGAAAGCAGUACAUGUCCUUAAAGGCUGAAGUAGCUGCAAUAGACAGGAAGCGGAUAGAGUCACAAAACAAAGGCCGAAAAGUGUACAAUACAAGAGCAUCAAUGUCCUCUGUAUUUUCAUGGGCUGGAAUGGGUUCCUCAUCCUCGUCCCACAAAGCACUCUGCCUGUAGAGUGCAGGAGAUACGUGGCGUCACCUACUUCCCAUCAGCCGGCUGCCAAGGACACUUAUCCUCCAUCCCUUUAAUCCUACCACAUGAAGCAUUCAAUUAAUUUGCUAAGGAUUUUUUUUUUUCUUCAUUUUUUAAAUCUUUUUCUUAAAUAAUAAAUUAGGGUUAGA
Messenger RNA from Pseudophryne corroboree (corroboree frog), 1010 nucleotides. RefSeq names its product AT-rich interactive domain-containing protein 4A-like. Gene Ontology annotation, cellular component: nucleus. The record is from RefSeq and is a predicted model, not a curated record. The transcript is spliced from 5 exons. Gene Ontology annotation, molecular function: transcription cis-regulatory region binding. The coding region runs from base 103 to 843 and encodes 246 amino acids. Lineage: Eukaryota; Metazoa; Chordata; Amphibia; Anura; Myobatrachidae. Gene Ontology annotation, biological process: regulation of transcription by RNA polymerase II.